Messenger RNA from Knipowitschia caucasica, 1302 nucleotides. The record is from the annotation of a GenBank genome assembly. Lineage: Eukaryota; Metazoa; Chordata; Actinopteri; Gobiiformes; Gobiidae.
AUGUUGGCUCCCCCUGCUGUCUUGAAAUGGAACAGCCACUGUGCAGAACAGAUCAAAAUGCACCUGGUCGGUGUGUCCGGGGUGCGGCUCCGGAGGGCGGCCGAGGAGGAGGAGAAAGAGAAGGAGCGCCCCGUGGCCCCUGUGCACCCCGCUGUCUCCCACAAAGAGUUCACCAACCUCAAAAACAAGUUCUUUGAUGAGCUCACACACCUGCCCAAUCAUAAACUUGGCAUGCCAAUGUGGGCUGCGGGCGCCAUCGUGGUGGUGAUCCUGGCCCUCGUGGGGUGUAUGGGCUACUGUAUUUACAAAAAGUGCUUCAAAAAAGGCAAAAAACCAAAGAAAGUGAGAGAAAGACGAGCGGGAGGAGGCCGCGGGCGCAGGAAAAAGGACAAGGAUGGAGAGGAUGAUGAAAAGAAGGACGGAGACGAGGCUAAAGAAGAAGAGGAGAAGGAGUUCUUUGGUAAACUGGAAUACAGCCUGGACUAUAACUUCAAUGAUAACCAGCUGAUCGUAGGAAUCCUCCAGGCACAGGACCUGGCAGCGAUGGACAUGGGCGGCACUUCUGAUCCCUAUGUGAAAGUGUUCAUGCUCCCGGACAAGAAGAAGAAGUUUGAGACCAAAGUCCAGCGCAAGAACCUGUCUCCAGUCUUCAACGAGACUUUCACCUUUAAGAUCCCCUACGCCGAGCUCGGAGGUCAGACCCUGGUUUUGCAAGUUUACGACUUUGAUCGCUUUGGAAAACACGACCUCAUCGGUGACAUCAAGAUCCCCAUGAACACUGUGGACCUGGCCCAGCCCAUUCAGGAGUGGAAGGACCUGAGCGGAGGAGAGAAGGAGGAGCAAGAGAAGCUGGGAGACAUCUGCAUUUCUCUACGAUACGUCCCCACGGCUGGAAAACUGACUGUUAACGUCAUGGAAGCCAAGAAUCUGAAGAAGAUGGAUGUGGGAGGUCUCUCAGAUCCGUACGUGAAACUAGUGCUACAACACAACGGAAAGCGGCUCAAGAAGAAGAAGACGACCGUCAAACAGAACACACUGAAUCCGUAUUUCAACGAGAGCUUCAGUUUUGAGAUCCCAUUUUCCCAGAUACAGAAAGUGCAGUUACUGGUGACUGUCUAUGACUACGACAAGCUGGGCAGUAACGACCCCAUCGGGAAGUGCUGGAUCGGUUACGGAUCGUCCGGGGUGGGUCUGCGGCACUGGUCUGACAUGUUGGCCAACCCCCGGCGUCCAGUGGCGCAGUGGCACACGCUGCAGACGGAGGAGGAGAUUGACGCCGCUCUGAAGGCCCCCAUCCGCUAA